Messenger RNA from Fomitiporia mediterranea MF3/22, 1410 nucleotides. RefSeq lists its product as uncharacterized. Lineage: Eukaryota; Fungi; Basidiomycota; Agaricomycetes; Hymenochaetales; Hymenochaetaceae. The transcript has 7 exons. The coding region runs from base 1 to 1272 and encodes 423 amino acids. The record is from RefSeq and is a predicted model, not a curated record.
AUGUCUGGCAUUGUUCAUGCAAGCACGUCUCUUCUACGUUCUUCCUUUCAAUUUAGUCGACUCAUUGAUACAUUCCGAGACCUCUGCAAAGACCGUCUUCUGUUGUUCGCGUUGAGUCAUGACACACCUGACCUAGAGCAUUCUGUGAAGCAGCUUAGUUCAUGUACGCAAGAGACGCUUGGCUGUCUUUCUGGACCCUUACCUGCCAAACGCGACAAUCCAUUUUUCUCUUGCUCUAUUGCUGUUGUUGACAAAAAUGCUGGUACGCCGUUCGGUACAUUGAUUACUGGCGGAGGUCCAACACGAGUUGGGAGAUGGCAUACAUACGCUACAGAACGAAGGGAGCACAACGGUGACCUUAAUCCUUGGAACUCGCGUACUGAAAUAAACUGGAACGAAAUCUGGAGUCCCAAGUCUACAACGCAAUUUCUCCCACAAGAACUCAGGAAUGUGCGCGAUGUGCGUACGUUAGUCUACUUCUCCGAUGACUCGUCGUGGGAUUUCGCCACGGCAAUUCAUAACCAUCUCCCCCAAUCCCAUCAGCUUGGCAUUAUGGCCUCGCCAACCCCUUUUGUUACUGGACAGCCAUUCACGUUAUUUCGUAAUGGGAAGAUGCAAUCUACUGGAGCGGUUGGGAUUGCACUGCAGACUGGACUAGUCAAGAAUGUCCUAACCUUCGAUGGGCUUGUACGACUAACUCAGCCCUUGCCCAUCAAGAGAGCAGAGGGAAACCUCAUUCACGAACUAGGAGAUUCUUUACCUGCACGUAUUCUUCUGAAAGCUAUACAAGACGUCGGGUUACCAAAUGAUUUGGCAAAGAAUGUGGACUAUUAUAUUGGUAUCCGAGACGCGGGUAUGGUGGACGAUAUUUCCCCGAGGUUAGGUCGAAUCAUCGCUGGGAGUCCGUCAAGAGGAUCAAUUGCGGUUGAAGAUGUUCCUGCACCACCAGUUGGCACCUCCAUCGAGUUCUACUACCGCCCUAAAACAUCACCCGUCCAAUUAUCAGAGAAUGUGUUACAGCACAACACAAACGGUUCAGAUGCGUUGUUUGGGGCAAUCGUCGACAACGCCGAAAGUGCUCAAAUCAACAACCAAGGACAGACGUUGCCUGGAGAAUUAAAAGAUCUUCCGUUCGAGACGUACAAUUCUUCAUUCAUCACCUCUUCCGAGUGCGGAUUGGUACUCAAUACCGACGGAUUGAGGAGAGCGACUAUGCCUUGGAAAUGUACAGUCCCGAGUGCCUUUAGUGGUCUUGUUAUUCCAAUGCGAUGACAGGUAAUGCGAGCAGAGUCUAUUGGUUCAUUGUAAAGUUAGAGUUUUAUAGUACGAAGUCGUGAGAAAACACAACUAUACAUGUCCUUAGACAUUUAUAAGGAUAAUUGGUUUAUGCUUAUUAACGAGAAUAAUAGU